Molecule: messenger RNA, 243 nt
Organism: Penicillium argentinense
Lineage: Eukaryota; Fungi; Ascomycota; Eurotiomycetes; Eurotiales; Aspergillaceae
Exons: 3
Coding region: 1-243 (80 amino acids)
Source: RefSeq, a predicted model, not a curated record
AUGCCUCUUGUUGUACCCGGCAUCAACUCCAACAUGGGCGAUAAGUCCGAGUGGGUCAAUAAGCUGAUGGGCAAAAAGAUUAGCGAUGGCGGCAGUGACGAGGUGAACUUCGCGAAGAAAGACCUGCCUGAGUCUCACCGCGUACUGAAGCCCGGCGAUAUGAAGACUAUGGACCACAACCCCGACAGGCUUAACGUGCAUGUAAAUGAGGACGGAACAGUUCAUGAUGUCACCUACGGUUAG